GGAGUUAACGGCGGGAAAAGACCUUGCACAAAGCGUUUCUGGUCUUUCACUGCUGCAGGAUGUUACUGGUCAUUUGGUACGGGCGAGUGAUUGGCGUGCCUCGCAUUCGGGCUUCGAAAGAGAAAACUUGGAGAGAACAAGUCGUCUCAGCCAAUCAUUGCAAGUAUCCCUGUCCAACACCUCCCUUUGAGAUAUAUCAGGGCGAUCCAGAGGUUCACUGUGCACCCCUUCACAGCGCCAGCAAUGUCGGGCGUCACGGAAAUGCACCAGGGUUCGGUCAUCAUCAUAGGCGCAGGCGUCUUUGGAGCCUCAACCGCCCUUCACCUUUCUCGCCGGCACCCUUCGUACACUAUAACGGUAUUCGACUGUUCGCCCUUCCCAUCUCCUAGGGCAGCUUCUUCAGAUAUCAACAAAAUUGUCCGGGCCGCUUACUCCGACCUCAGUUUGUGUCGUCUAGCGGCCAGAAGCCACGAGAUCUGGAGAAAUGAUUCUCUGUUCAGCAAAUUCUACCAUGAGGCUGGCAUGCUCUCCAUCCGGCCCUACAAAGGUGGAGCAAGAGCAAUCCUGGAGAACUUCAAGCGCUUAGGCAUCAACCAAGAAGCGAGAAUUGUAACUCCAGAAGAUGUCCGACAGAGAUUCAAUGGGAUUUUCAAGGAAGCCAACUUCAACACGGUCGAGGAGUUUCUGUGGGAACCCAAUGCUGGUUGGGCAGAAGCAGCCAGGGCGCUCGCUGCCACGAUGCAGGCUGCAAUUGAUAAUGGCGUCAAGUACGUCACUAAUGGUGUCUCGAAACUCCUUGUCACUGCUGGUCAUUGUCAUGGAGUCGAGCUCGUCGAUGGCAGCAAACAUCACGCACAGAAAGUCUUGCUGUGUGCUGGAGCGGACACUGCUCGAAUCCUCGCCGAGAGUUCGCCGGAUGACUCUGGUCUGCACGCCGGUCCUCGUUUUGUUGCUGGCGCCAUCAUUGAAGCAAAGGUGAGGUUGAGUCCAGACCAAAUGGAGACAUACAAGAGCACGCCAGCUGUGCUAUGGGAUGCUGACCCGGCCAGAGGAGAGACUAUGCCGCCGACGUUGGAUGGCUACUUGAAGUUCAUUCGAGACAUUCCUCUUGCUAACACUGUUCUCCAUCCUGCCUCGAACACCAAGAUCUCGGUAGCACCGGACAAUGCUGAGGGCACUGAAUGGACUGCACCUGAGAACAUUCCAGUACUCCUGCGCGAGGAGAUGAAGACGGUGAUUGCUGGUAUUUUCGGUGUCGACGCCGCUGCGGAGCUACAGCCCGAGCAGUUGCGAUUAUGUUGGGAACCCCUAGCCCCGGACGAGGCCUGGUUCGUCACACCUCAUACGCGGUGCCAGAACCUUUACAUUGCCACGGCCGGCUCUGGACAUGCCUGGAAGUUCCUGCCCAUACUAGGCGAAUUCACGGUGCGCAUGAUGCUGGAUCCAAAAGGGUGGGAAGCCGAUGAGCUUGCUAAGGCAUGGGCAUGGGAUCGUGAGCUUGUAGAUAGUCCAGAUGAGGAUGUCAUUCCGCGAAGACAGCUGGCCAAUAUGAGAUAGAUUCAGU
Molecule: messenger RNA, 1564 nt
Organism: Exophiala xenobiotica
Lineage: Eukaryota; Fungi; Ascomycota; Eurotiomycetes; Chaetothyriales; Herpotrichiellaceae
Exons: 3
Coding region: 244-1557 (437 amino acids)
Molecular function (GO): sarcosine oxidase activity; flavin adenine dinucleotide binding; saccharopine oxidase activity
Source: RefSeq, a predicted model, not a curated record